Molecule: messenger RNA, 1510 nt
Organism: Sorghum bicolor (sorghum)
Lineage: Eukaryota; Viridiplantae; Streptophyta; Magnoliopsida; Poales; Poaceae
Product: GDSL esterase/lipase At5g55050
Exons: 3
Coding region: 173-1297 (374 amino acids)
Molecular function (GO): hydrolase activity, acting on ester bonds
Source: RefSeq, a predicted model, not a curated record
AUAUGGCUCCUCUUGAUCAUAUACCAGCAAGCUAAGUAGUCACAGCAACCUCAUCAGAAAUAGUGCACACAACUGCAUAGUGCAUAUACAAGGCUAGCUGAUAUAUUGUUAGAACUUACUUGAGCUAGCUAGAGCUUUUGUUGCCUACUCGAUCGGUCAUAGACACUGUACCAUGGGGUAUGGGCUGCUUGCCAUGAAGGCUCUUGUUCUGAGCAGCAUAGUGCUCAGCGUCGUCGUCGGCGUAGAGUCGUCGUCGGUGCAGCGGCGGCGGGUGCCGGCGAUGUACGUGUUCGGGGACUCCACCCUAGACGUGGGCAACAACAACUACUUGGAAGGGGAGCAAGUCCCCAGGGCCAACAAGCCCUACUACGGCAUCGACUUGCCAGGCUCCGGCAAGCCCACCGGAAGGUUCAGCAAUGGCUACAAUGUCGCCGACUUUGUUGCGAAGAAUCUAGGAUUCGAGAAGAGCCCUCUGGCAUAUCUGGUGCUCAAAGCGCGCAAUUAUCUGAUCCCGAGCGCCAUCAGUACAGGAGUAAGCUACGCAUCGGCAGGAGCUGGGAUCCUUGACUCCACUAACGCGGGAGGCAACAUUCCACUGUCGCAGCAGGUGCGGCUCUUCGAGUCCACCAAGGCCGCGAUGGAGUCCAAGGUGGGCCCGCGCGCCGUGAGCCAGCUCCUCUCCAAGUCCUUCUUCCUCAUCGGCGUCGGCAGCAACGACUUCUUCGCCUUCGCCACAGCAAUGGCGAAGCAGAACAGGACGGCGACGCAGAGCGAAGUCGCCGCCUUCAUCAACGGCAGCCUCAUCUCCAACUACUCGGCCGCCAUCACGGAGCUGUACAAGCUGGGCGCCAGGAAGUUCGGCAUCAUCAACGUGGGCCCGGUCGGGUGCGUGCCGAUCGUGCGCGUGCUCAACGCCACCGGCGGGUGCGCCGACGGCCUGAACCAGCUCGCCGCCGGCUUCGACGGCUUCCUCAACUCCCUCCUGGUUAGGCUCGCCUCGAAGCUGCCGGGCCUCGCCUACUCCAUCGCCGACUCCUUCGGCUUCGCCGCGCGCACCGACCCGCUGGCGCUAGGGUUCGUGAGCCAGGACAGCGCGUGCUGCGGCGGCGGCCGGCUCGGCGCGGAGGCGGACUGCUUGCCCGGUGCCAAGCUCUGUGCUAACCGCGACCGCUUCCUCUUCUGGGACCGCGUGCACCCUUCCCAGCGCGCCGCCAUGCUCAGCGCCCAGGCCUACUACGACGGCCCGGCGGAGUUCACCUCUCCCAUCAGCUUCAAGCAGCUGGCUGACAAGAGCUAGCUAGUUGAUCUUUCAAAUUAAUUCAUCAGCCACAAUGAGUAUUUUUGUUCGUUGUUAUAAUUAAAUUACUUGUACAUGUUCAGUUCAGGCAGUGAUUGUUUUUGUUUCUCGCAUUUUCCCUAUAGAAAUAAAAUGGGCGGACUGGAUCGAGUUUCAGAAAGCAAGUCUAUGAAGAGUUUUCUAACUCAAUAAGUAAUAAUUUAUUUGUAAGGA